Dichomitus squalens LYAD-421 SS1 is the source of this 1548-nucleotide messenger RNA. Its product is annotated as amine oxidase. The transcript has 8 exons. The coding region runs from base 82 to 1455 and encodes 457 amino acids. The record is from RefSeq and is a predicted model, not a curated record. Lineage: Eukaryota; Fungi; Basidiomycota; Agaricomycetes; Polyporales; Polyporaceae. Gene Ontology annotation, molecular function: oxidoreductase activity.
GCACUUCCCGCCUUCUCUGAUGCACAGACUGUACUCUCAACCGAGCAUCAAGACACGAAAGUCCUCAUACUCGGUGGAGGUAUGGCAGGCGUCAUCGCCGCGCGGACCCUUCACGAGCAGGGCAUCGACUUCAUAAUUGUCGAAGCCCGACACGAGCUUGGGGGAAGAUUAAUGAGCCAUACCUUCGGGGAGGGUCCAAACCAGUGGACGGUUGAGGUAGGCGCAAACUGGGUACAAGGUACGCAGACGGGCAACGGCCCUGCAAACCCCGUCUGGGAGCUCGCCAAGAAACACAACAUGUCCCUCUUGUCAAGCCACUAUUUCGGCAGUAUUUCAACGUAUGACGACUCGGGUCCCUACGACUUCCAAGACAUAUUCCGAAAGUCAAUUGAAGAUUUCCAACAUUUGACCGCCACAGCGGGUGCUCGGGUUCCGCAUCGGCUGGUCGACAUGACUGCCCGGGGCGGAUACGCGCUCUCGGGCGCGACCCCGACCUCACGAUACGCAAUGGCAUCGGAAUAUUACCAGUUCGACUGGGAGUUCGGCGCCACGCCGGAGGAGACGUCUUGGCUUGCUUCGUCUUGGGCGCACAACAAUACCUUCAAGACUUUCUCGCCCGAGAACCUGCUCUCCGUUGACCAGCGCGGAUUCAAGACGUUGAUACAGGCGGAAGCUGCAGAAUUCCUGAAGGAGGAUCAAAUCCGUCUGAACGCUACCGUGUCGACGGUGACCACAACAAGAAAUGGAGUGUCUGUGAUGCUAGCUGACGGCACGACAAUAUCGGCAAAUUACGCGCUCUGCACGUUCAGCCUUGGAGUGCUGCAGCACGACGAUGUCAAAUUCAUCCCUCCGCUGCCCGUAUGGAAGCAGGAGGCAAUUCAUAGCAUGGCGAUGGGUACAUACACGAAGAUCUUCUUGCAGUUUCCUGAGAAUUUCUGGUUCGAUACGGAGAUGGCACUCUACGCCGACCAUGAACGGGGCCGAUAUCCCGUCUGGCAGACGCUCGACCACGCAGCGUUCUUCCCUGGCUGUGGAAUCCUCUUUGUGACGGUCACCGGUACCUUCUCUCACCGCAUUGAGUCUAUGUCGGACGCGGCUGUGCAGGCUGAGAUCCUCACCGUGCUCGGGACCAUGUUCCCGAAUGUGACAAUACCUGAACCUCUCGACUUCUACUUCCAGCGCUGGCACAGCGACCCGCUCUUUCGGGGCUCCUAUUCGAACUGGCCCGCGAACUUCCUCAGUGAGCACCAGGGCAACUUGCGCGCAACCGUCGACGAUAGGUUGUGGUUCGCCGGCGAGGCAACAAGUAAGAAGUGGUUCGGAUACCUCCACGGAGCCUACGCGGAAGGAGAAGCCAUCGCGCUGGCACUCGUGAGGUGUAUCAAAGACGGCCUGUGCGGUGGGCUUGAGCACCGGGAGCGGGUUCGGAAUGCGCUUCCGUAUGAUAUCGAGUAGCACGGGACGAGGAGUUGGUGAUAUACUUGCCUACUAUGUGGUAUAUCAGUAAUGUCUGCAUCACAUCACUGUCCAUGAGAGACGCACUUGUAU